Acanthaster planci (crown-of-thorns starfish) is the source of this 7471-nucleotide messenger RNA. RefSeq names its product inositol-trisphosphate 3-kinase B-like. Gene Ontology annotation, cellular component: cytoplasm; nucleus. Gene Ontology annotation, biological process: phosphatidylinositol phosphate biosynthetic process; inositol phosphate biosynthetic process. Gene Ontology annotation, molecular function: inositol hexakisphosphate kinase activity. The record is from RefSeq and is a predicted model, not a curated record. Lineage: Eukaryota; Metazoa; Echinodermata; Asteroidea; Valvatida; Acanthasteridae.
CAUACAAUGCAUGAUGCAGUGGGGCCGGGCGCGUUCAUCGUGUACCGGAAGUGAAAAAUGAAUCAUGACGUCCAUGUACUCUGAAGUGCGGGGCAUAUUCUAUCAAAUGCUUCACUCGAUUAUCAUUCACAACCCAUUGUGACGGAGGCGAAAUAUUUCGCAGGACCAGUUUUUUCGUGAUCGAUGGUUGUUCGGCUUAUCGCUCAGGAAUCGACUGUAUUGAGGAAGUCAAGUUGAACGUGAACAUGGUGAAUUCGCUUGCGACAGUAUUAUUACGCUUCUUGUGUGCAUAGUGCAAACAAACAAGUUGGAGACUUUUUCCUCUUCCAAAAGAUGCUAUGUUGUGGGUUUCCAGCCAAUGUUACAUACAACAGUUAUAAUCACUAGCCCAGGAUUAUCAACAGUGGGAAGCCAUGCUGUGAAGAGAUCCAUUUACUGUCCUGUUAUUAUCAAGAGCAGACAACAGCUGAGAGCAGACCGAGUGCCAAACCCUUGGUGAAUUUGAUGAUUCCCGUGCCUUACUUGUGCAUCCUGUGAACUGUGAACUUUAAGAAUCAGCUACAUGCUUCCUGUCAGGCUCUGCACUCUGGAAUGAGUUCGCAUUCAAACUGUAUUUACGAUGGCAGAAGCCAGCCCUCAAGCUGUCCGUCUAGCUCCCCAAGACGCAAAUCCUCCCCUGUGAAUAUCUGCAGACAAGGUGCCAUCAGUCAUGGCGGGCGCUUCCGUCAUAUCCUGGAAAGCUUUAGACAAGCAGAUUCCUGUCCGUCUGCUUUUUAUCCAGUCUGUUCACCGAGUGUAACACCAUCGAGGGUUGUCCUUAGAAUGUCUGAAAACUCUCCAUCGCAGUCGCAUCACAUGCCCUGUUGGCAGCAGUCAACUUCUCCAUGUGCUGUUCACAUGAGUAUUGUAAGAAGUGCAGAAGAACUUGACUCAGGAGCCCAAGACCGCUUCAAGAUGCCAGUGCCUCACUCAAGGAAAGUCACAAAUUCUAAAGCAGAUUUGCAAGGGUCUCCUGGAGAGAUGCAUGCAGAUCUGACGUCACCAACUGACAACAGUAUGACUCCUGUAAACUCCCAGCCUUUGAGAAGUCUUUCCUCAGAUCCUGUGACUGUCAGACCAGUGUCCCCUCGCAUCCUAAGUCUAUGCAACAAAUUUGCCCCCGUAAAUACCUCCACAGAUUCCUACUUGAAUCUGCCAAAGACCCGUCCAAGAUCACUGUCUGCGUCUGGAUCCUUGACUACUGAGAAACCAGAUUCCCCUGUUUCUCCGUUGCUUACGAGACGGUCUGUUAGCCCAAAGCCCACAAAACUGUUACUUCCAAGUGAUUCAUCAGACUCGGAGAGUGGGCAAGCUUUGAGCACAACUACUCGAAAUCUGCUGUCCCCUGGAAACAGCCCAAGCAGCGGAUAUGGAAGUGGUUUCUAUUCUAGCAGCCCAAUGUGCCUGAGCCCACGAAGUAAUUCUCCCUCACUAGCCACAGAUUUGACUCAGAGCAGUGACAAAACGAGCCAAGACCACCUUGCUUUGCCAGAAGUAGAUGACAGAAGGUCAAUACGAACAUCAAGCCAAGAUAGCGGAGUUGCAAAUAUUUCUGUGGAAGGGGGCGCACAAUUGGAAGCCCAAGCACCUUCAGUCAGUGCAGCGUCAGCCACACAGGUGUCAGUAAUCAGCCUGACUGUACCCCACAGUAGACCCAAGAUACUCACUCGUUCCAGCAAUGUCUUUGAGAGCAUCGACCAAGGGGACUCAGCUUCGUCAGGGAGUAGAGAGCCGAGCCCACUCUCUCCUGAUGAAGGCUUCCAAGACAGUGACAAGACUGGCAGUUUUGACCCCGUGGUGGCCUCUUCCCCACAUGAACAGGCAGCCGUGAGAGAAGUAAAAAAGUCAAAGCUCACCAUCCGACUGCGAAGCCCUGGCAGUUCGGCAGACCAGUCGUCCCAGGAAUCAAACUCUCCUGAAGUGAUGCUACCAAACAGUUCAAGGUCCUUCCUUACUGUGGAGGAGCGCCGGCGUGACUUUGGUUACCGGUCAGACACAUUGCAGUCCAGUAUGCAAAGCUUUGAGUGCCUGCCGUCAGUCAUUGUCAGUGACCACUGCGAUGAAGAAGUUAGUAACAUUUCGUGGGAUGGUACCAUGGAUACGUCGGUCUUCACACCCAGCAAAUCAGCAUCCUCUGAGAUUGGCCUUACCAUCGAAGACAUCAAGCAGUCUGGGCCGAUCCGUAAACUGUCCAGUGCUAGCAGUGUUUCGUCGUUCAGCCAUGAUUCAUUAGAUGAUGACCUGACAGAUGAUAACAUUAACAGGGAAGAAUCUAAAAAGGCAAGCUCAUGGAAGAAGAUCAGAAACAUGGUACACUGGUCACCGUUUGUUCAGUCGUUCAAGAAAAAAUAUCCCUGGGUCCAGCUGGCUGGCCAUCAAGGCAAUUUUAAAGCUGGAGAAUGUGGCACCAUCUUGAAGAAGCAUACCCCAAAAGAACAGUGGGCCCUGCGGAAACUGAUGGCUGACAUCCUAAGACCUUACAUCCCAGAGUACAAAGGGAUUGUGGAGAAAAACUCAGAGACAGAAUAUGUGCAAAUGCAAGAUCUGCUUGGAGAUUUUGACAAUCCUUCUGUCAUGGACUGUAAAAUUGGAACCCGAACAUACCUUGAAGAAGAACUGAAGAAGGCUAGAGAGAAGCCCAAGCUGCGGAAGGACAUGUACCAGAAGAUGAUCGAAAUUGAUCCCACAGAGCCAACCUCAGAGGAGCACAGGCUCGGUGCCGUCACCAAGCCUCGCUACAUGCAGUGGAGGGAAUUCAUGAGUUCGUCUGCGACCCUAGGAUUCCGGAUAGAAGGUGUCAAGAAAGGAGACGGACAUUCCAGUCGAGACUACAAGACUGUACGGACAAAAGACCAGAUCAGUGAGAGCUUCAAUUUCUUUAUCAAUGGUGACCCAGCCAUUCAGACCAAGUACAUUCGCCGUCUGAAAGCCAUUCGAGCUACUUUGGAGUCAUCAGAUUUCUUUGCCAAACAUGAGGUCAUUGGAAGUUCACUUCUGUUCGUACAUGACAAAACCGGGAAAGCGAGUGUAUGGAUGAUAGACUUUGGCAAGACCACCCCUCUGCCUCCCUCAGAAACUAACGAUCACCGCACCCCCUGGGUGGAAGGCAACCACGAAGAUGGCUACCUGUUUGGCCUGGACAAGAUGAUUGAGGUGUGGUCUGACAUGACUCCCAGAAAGUGCCCCACCGAGACCAAUUCAGCUAAACCUUCGAAGAGCGAUCCCACCUCUGCCACCACUUCUGGUACCAAAGACACUCUGUCAGGGCCCAUGGACUCAGCAGCUGGGGAUGCAGACACUCCCAGCUUGCUUUCCCCAUCCUCUUCCGUCUCUAGUGUUCCCUCCUCUGUGCCCCCACCCCCUACAGUCACAGCAGCACCCUCAUAGCAUCGAGAGAGCAUGGAUUGGUCCAAGGUCACAGGUCAGAUCCUGGACCGAAGUCAGAGGUCAAAACAAGGCCAUUACUGGUGCAAACAGAAUGGUGUGAAAACCGCAUGCGUAAUUAUUUUCUUCAGGUGGGUGUCUGUUAGUGACCCAAAGUCUUUCAUGCUGCACACUGAGGUGUUUUGCACGGAUUUUUAUAUUACGGUAUAAUGCUAACUGCAUUUUAGGUAAGCGUUUUGGUUACCUCAUUGACUGGAUUUUUCAUUUGUAACAAGGGCAUUUUAAGUUACGCACCAAUUUUUACAGUGAGCGGUUUUUAAUUUAAUCCAUUUUUAAUUAGUCGUCAAUGAACACUUGGCCUUGAUGAAGGGAAAAUUAUACUUUUUUCGUUUUGUGGUUAGAUUUGGCUGAAAUCAAGUGUUUCUGCUUGACAAUUUCUCCUUUCAAUGUACUUUUGCACAUUUCUCUCAAAUGUUUACACAUCUAAAUUCCUGUUGGAGGAUAUUCGCACACUUCUAGCAAUGUUUAUGUGUGUUUGUGUAGGGUGGGAAUUUGAAUGCUUUGCCACACAGGACCUCCAAGCACAUUUUUCCAGCACAUAGAUUUACUGCAUCUCCAUUUCUCAGUACGCAUGUAGUGUGUUCCAAAUGAAAAGAUGUCAUGUAGCGGGAAUACUUGCAUAUGCAUUUCUUUUGGGAUGGGUUACUGUCUUCAAUAAUUUCUUUUUUUUCACUCCAAGUGUGUUUCACUGAGCUGCAUUUACAUGCAACUAACAUCAUUACCAGUUACAGCAGUUAUCCAAGAGUGCAGCUGCCAAUGACAAGCUUGUAGAUAAAGCAAAUCGUACUUUGAAACACAUACACAGACAAAAAGUUGUUAAAGAAUGUGUACAUUGAAAGAACAUUUUACCAUGCCCUCUUCAGUAAUUUGCAGUGGGUAAGAUCUACAAUACAUGUAUACAUGUUUAGCAAUUAUAAUCCCGAAGACCACACAAUAUGAUGACUUCUACCAGUGCAUCUCCAAAACCUCCCUAAUGACAGCUACCUGCUCCAAGCUGGAACAAGAGAGGGUGUGUUUAUUUAAAAUAUCAAUGACAGUCUUUUUGUGGGAACUCAUCAAUGGGCAUUUGGCUGGGGGCAUGCUGAGCAGAAGUGACCAUUUUGGAUUUGAAUGUACAUGUAUAGUCACUGCAUGUGCUUCUGUGUGUGCAUGAUAAGCCCGCUUGAAAAACUUCCCACCAGUCUGUUUCUUCUUUCACAGAGAGGAUGCGCUUGAACCAGAGGCAGAUUUAGCAAACGCACUUGUACAUGUACCUCUCUCACAGACACUAUGCAAAACUUAUUCCCGUAGUCUCUUUCACAAACAAGUGAGCCCAGUUGGCUUCAAAAGAAGUUUCACAUAUCUUGGGAUAUUUACACAAAGAUGCCUGUCUUGAGUAGGAUACACUACAUGUUUUGAUACAUGAGCACAGAAUUCUGUUUUGGGGUUUUAGGGUGUUCAUAAAAGUUGUUAACUUGUUUUUCUUGUAUAAAAAUACAUGUACAGUGGGACCUCAGCCCUGCAUUGUGAUGAAUUUCACAACUAUGCCAUUAAAAAGAUGUACCUUGAAAACUCAUUUCCAGCAUCUGUUCUGGAAUGUGCUAAAUCAAUGCUUUUGUGGCUGCUACAUGUAAAUCUGUUGGGGAUUCUGAAGUAGCACAAAGUGAUGCUUGCAGAUUUGGGCUGAGUUUUCAUCCUGCAGCCGGUGAGCCAUUUCAAUGAGGGAUUUUUGGAAAAGACAUGUACAUGUACAGUUUGUUCGCUUCACUUCAAGAUAGCUAAGCAUCCUUUGAAAACUAACAAUGCAUUUAGUGUCAGUGUCUUAAAGGUUUGGGAGGAAGAUACCCCCAAAGUGGAUCCGGGGGGAGGGGGCAAACCAACAUUAUAGACAGUCAACCCUUGGACUAAAAACUUGAUUUCAGGGAAUGUGGCCCUAUUAGUUUUAUUGGAGCUGGUACCCAUUGUUGUGGAGCUCUCUUGGUCAUGAUUUUCAUGCUGCCUUACUUUGCCCCAUCCCACCCUUGUGGUCAGAUGGGAUGUGGGCAAGUCUCUCAACAUGUGCAGUUCUUACACUGAGUUGAUGUCUUAUGUUCCCUGGUCCACGCAAGGAAUGGCACACUUGUACACAGUAUGUAAACUGGGGCACGCUGCUCCAGAAUGCGAUUGGAGAAGUCACUGUUAAACAUUUGAGCGAUGACCGUUUGUUGACUAGUGAUCAGGUUUUCCUGGUAGCCUGUGCAUGAGAUGUCCUGGGUACCAGGCAGCAUUGACCCAGUGGUUGACAAAUGGUCAUUGGCAUCACUUUAUUUAAACUUGUCCUGGAUUGUCUGUGAACCAGCUUGCAUGUGUCUGUGCCAGCAAGUUGUGAUGGCUAUGUUGGAAAAGUUUCCUUUUGUCAGCUUCUUUCUUUGUUUUGAACUCCUAGCAUGCAUGUUAAUGAGAUUAACUCUGUAGAGAGUCGUAUGGAAUAUUCUUUAAGGUGGAUUUUAAGACCCAAACAUUCUUUCCCUCCACUCUAGUCUAGGUUCCUUGUUUGUAGUCCUGAGGCAGCAGUGUUUUAUAGGCCCAGCUCCAAUGUUAAAGUGCUGGUUGGCACCGAGGCCUCACAUACCCUGUAGAUGGUGUAACUUUCAAGCUAUCAAGCUAUUGUUGAAGGUUUGAACCCCCCCAGUAAGAGAUGUGUGGGGGGUACUUUCAAAGUCUUUCUUAGUAAGAAAGACCUUGAAACCUGCCUUGUUUGUGAGGUGGUGUUGUGCCUUAUGGUAUGUUAUUCCAUAUGAUUAUUCCUGCAGGCCCAUAAGUUUUUUAGGCCCUCAAAUUGUUUGUAGGUCCUAGGCACGGUACUAACAGUGUCUGUUGGAUAAUCUGGCCUUGUCUCCAUCCACCUAAAAGGAUAUCACACUUGAGGAUUGAUCCACUGAUGUCAGCAACAAUUGUCCACAACUUCCAACCAUCCAUGCCACCCGUGCUGAACAGCUUGCUGUUUGUCCUAAAUUAAAAAAGACCCACACAUAGAAAUGGAUGCUGCCAUUGUUAUGUACAUGUACCAACCUACAUUAACUUACUACUACGUGCAGCUAAGUAGGAUCUCUUUUACAGUCAAGAGCAUUUUUCAUACUGUAGAGAGCGGGUUGUUUUGUUAACAGUAAUGGACUUACUGUACUCAUUUUACAAUUCUUUUAAAAAAUUUAAUCGUCAAAUCUCUUUCAUCUACAUCCUGUAUAUUUUUAACUGCAUUCCUACCAACAUCCUCACUUUAUAAUACAGAUUCAAUAAAUUUUAAUGUGUAUUGUACAUAUUUUUUUUUAAGUUAAGAGAGCAUGAGUGAUAUACAUUUUUUGUUGAAAACAAAAUGUAAGGAUGUUUAAUUUUGAAUUUUGUAGACAAGACAGGUUGAAGUCUCUUGUGCAUUUAGCAGAUUAUUUCAUUUUUUUCAUGGCCCAACUGUGUAGCAUCAUUGCAGGAUAUUCCAAGAGGUGGAUGUGAUCAUUUUGAUUCAAACAAAGGAUAACUGUGGUAACUUUAAUGACCUACCUCCCAGUUAUGGAUCACUCUUUUCCCAGGCCGUUAGUAAUCUUACAUGCAUGUGAGGAUUUGGUCAUACAAUCAAAAUCAAGAGUGUCUGGAUUUUGGAUUUUGAUCCACUUUUUUUCCAAGCACUGCCUGUAUUUGUGUGCAGUUUAUUAUCCAUGAACCGUUGGAGAUGCCAUUCUUCAGGCCUUUUAAAAGAAAUUUUCAAUUGGGGGCAAUUUUGUCAAAAAUGUGGUGGACCCUUGGCAGGGUCUGUGCUUUAUAGGAUUUAACACUCACACAAGUCAAACUGGAAGCCCCAAAAUGUGGCACAUUUUUCCAAACGCAGUUUGACAGUUUUCAUUGAAAAACUGUGUUGAACUAAAAAUGUCUUAAUGAGAGUAUAUUAUGGCAAUCUUCAGAUCUGGGGCCAAUUUCAUAGAGCUGCUUAAGCACAAAACUUGCUUAAGCCUGAAAAAACCUUGCUUGAUAAAUCAGG